ACUACCGGUCAAAAUUGCGAUCAAGCAGUGAAGCAAAGCCAUUUAUGCAAGAUAAGUGUAGAAACUUUAUAAUAUACUAAUAAUGCAAGUCAUUAUAUAGGUAUAGUAAAAGUGAGUUCAAUGUAAAUCAUGAAUAGUAAAAGAAAUCUAAAAAAAGGUUUGAAAAAAAUAUUUGGAUUCAAACAAUAUCUUAAUGAUUUGCAACAGUGCGCAGCAGAAAAUCUUUGGGAAGCCAGAAGAGAUGUUUUUAUUAGAGGCUUUGGUAAAUCUCUGUGCUAUCAAUUGCCUGUUAUGAUGAAAGAAAAUGCUUUUAUCAUUGUUAUUUCUUGCAGAGUUUCAUAUAUCCAGGCCCAACAAAAUUAUUUCAAAGCAAAGAAUAUUAAGACAAAUUAUUUAACUUCCAAUACUUCCAAAAAACAAAAAAUGGCAAUUGAAAAGGAUAUUAUUUCAGAGAAAUCCAAUUUCAAAAUUCUAUUUAUUACCCCUUACCAAUAUGAAAGUGGAUAUUUUAAAACUAUUCUCAACAAAAUAAAUAAACAUAGAUUAUUUUAUAUAGUGAUUGAUCAAGCUGAUAAUAUUAUUGCAAGGCAAGAAAAUCUUAGAAGGCAGUAUCAAAAUCUUGAUUUAAAAAUUAUUCGAGUACCAGUUAUAGCAAUAUCAGCGACAACAGAUUUAGAGGCUCAAAAGGAUAUAAUAGAAAAAUUUGAUUUACUGAAUCCAAAGAUAUAUGCUAUGCCUGUUUUUAGGUCCAAUCUAUACUAUGACACAUGGUACAUCAAUACAUUACCAGACCCUUUAGUACAUCUAAUCAAAUUUAUUCAAAAUUGUUUUUCUUCCCAUAAUGACAAUUCUGCAGAGAAAGAAAGUUGGGGGUUAAUUAUUUGUAAGGAUUUGGAAGCAACAAUAAGCAUUGCAAAAUAUCUCACUUCUGUAGGAAUCCCAACAAUACCAUACUUUUCACGUAAAAAAUAUAAACAUUUAAAAAAUGUCAAAGAUGUAAAAGUAAUUACUGUAUGUGAUGAAGUUAACAUGCUUACAGUAACAAAUAAUCUUGUCCAACUAAUUGCUAGUAAAUCAGUUAGGUUUGUUGUAUAUUGGUAUGUUCUUCCAAGCAUUAAAAAAUAUUACUCACAAUCAAGUCAAGCUCGAUAUUUUUAUGGAAUGUCUUACUGUAGAAUUUAUUGUCAAUUGGAGGAUUUAAUACAUAACUGUACACCAUCUUCUUGCCUUAAUUAUGAAUGCUGCAUAAAGAAUAGUCUUGUCCAAUUGCAAUGUAGGCAUAAAGUUUAUUCUGAAUAUUGGGGUGAUCUAUUUUCUGCAUGUGAAAAUUACUGUGAUAUUUGUAAAGAAAAAGAAGAGGUAGAACAAAAAAUAAGACUAUUGUUGCAGAUUACUGAUGAUGAAAGUUUUAAGAAAAAGUUAGAAGAGUCAUUGCUUGAUUUAUCAAACAAUUCUAUUAUUAUAUGUGAUAAAAAUAUCCAGUACAAAUGUGUAAAAGACACAGUAUCCAGUGAAUAUCAAACUAAAAGCAUUGUAAAAGAUCCAACAAAGACAACCAAUAAUGAUCACAUUAGUUUAGAUACAAAUAUUCAGUACAAUCAAGAAAAUAAUGAUGAAGUAUACAAAAAAUCCCAAGCGUUGUUAGCCUUAGAUGAAAUUUAUAAAAAGUUGUUCCUUACGCAACAGUCAACUCAAACCAUUACAUUAGCUGCCAUGCAUUGUGAUAAUAUUAAAACGAUAGAAUCAAGAAAUUUUAAUAAAUCUAAAAAGUCGAGUAAAACAGAUUAUGAAACAAAAACAAUGGUAACAGAAGUAAUAACAAUUGAUGAUGAAAGCAUAGAAAAAGAAGAGUGUUAUGUACACAAUUCUCAGUUAGAAAAAGAAGUUUCUAACAGUGAUGAUGACAUCAUUUUUAUAAAAGAAUUAAGAAAACGUCGACGAUCAUUAACACGCGAUUUAAGUUUAGAACGAAAAAAACGGCGUAAAUAAUUAGUAAUCACAAGGACAAUAUCGGUUUAAUAUUACUCUGGUGCAAUUAUUCUUAGAAUAAUUAAUAAUAGUAAAAAUAGUUGUUAAAAAAAUAUUUUGAAAGAUU
This is a messenger RNA of Phymastichus coffea, 2095 nucleotides long. RefSeq names its product ATP-dependent DNA helicase Q5-like. The record is from RefSeq and is a predicted model, not a curated record. Gene Ontology annotation, biological process: double-strand break repair via homologous recombination. Gene Ontology annotation, molecular function: ATP binding; nucleic acid binding; 3'-5' DNA helicase activity. Gene Ontology annotation, cellular component: chromosome; cytoplasm. The transcript has 10 exons. Lineage: Eukaryota; Metazoa; Arthropoda; Insecta; Hymenoptera; Eulophidae. Bases 130 to 1989 code for a protein of 619 amino acids.